UUGCAAGUUCGAAUUUCCAAUAUGUUUUUGUACUGUCGCUGAAGCCAGAGAUUCACAGACGCAGUGGCUUACGAAAAGCUCCUCGUCAAUCUAUGUUGUUCCUAUGAAGAGCAGUUAUUGGUGCCAGAUUUGUCAAACUUCGCUUUGGAUCAGGAUUUUAGCUCUGGUAUUAUUGUCCCACACUUAUUUGCGCUCGCUGUAUCUUUUCUUUAUUCUUUUUCGGUACACUCUCCAAUAUGUGCUUAGCUUUAGAGUACAGACAUCGAAAUAAUUCAACUUUAUUUUAUUUCGCCCAUAGACGAACAAUCGCACAGAAAUCGGUGGUCUUACAAGACAAUUGCUAUCCGUCUUUUUGAAACGUAUUAAUGGCACAUCCACAAUUUCAGUUUAUCCGUUGAAUGAGACGACGAAGCGAGCAAUCGAUAUGACCGCCAAUCUAGUCUUACGUGCCGAUGUAAUGCAUGCUACCAUGGAGGCUAGUUAUCCGAUGUUCCAAACAAAGACUUGCUUGUUGCUACCCAUUGAGCAUGACAUACCGUUGAGUUGGUAUCUCUUGUACGCUUUCGAAAUUUCCACAUGGCAAGCGUAAUAGGCGUGAUCUCGUACUACACGGGUUGUCCGUGUUGCAACUGUUUCUUGCACAACCCAUUCUUCUACCCGGUAAUAGAAGUGUGACAAGAGGUCUAUUUCUGUUUUAUUUCGGAGUGCUUUUUGUUGUAAUCGUGAG
This is a messenger RNA of Zeugodacus cucurbitae (melon fly), 727 nucleotides long. RefSeq lists its product as uncharacterized. Lineage: Eukaryota; Metazoa; Arthropoda; Insecta; Diptera; Tephritidae. The record is from RefSeq and is a predicted model, not a curated record. The coding region runs from base 425 to 589 and encodes 54 amino acids. The transcript is spliced from 2 exons.